Messenger RNA from Anopheles arabiensis, 5611 nucleotides. It is a transcript of the gene Su(z)12, whose product is annotated as polycomb protein suz12-B. Gene Ontology annotation, cellular component: nucleus; ESC/E(Z) complex. Lineage: Eukaryota; Metazoa; Arthropoda; Insecta; Diptera; Culicidae. The transcript is spliced from 6 exons. The record is from RefSeq and is a predicted model, not a curated record. Bases 905 to 3922 code for a protein of 1005 amino acids. Gene Ontology annotation, molecular function: chromatin DNA binding.
UCACCCACUGUCAAGCGCUCCCUUUUUGAGCGGGUACUGCAGAUUAUUGUAAUAUUCUAGGCAAGGAAUUCUACGCAAGGGAACUGAAAAGCGUACGCCUGCCGCAAAUAUCAGUUCCCUUUCCCUUGUGCGAUCCCGAUUUCGAUUCGGCGAGCGGUUCACGCAAAGCACGCAUCGAACAGAUCGUCCGAGAAUAUCAGCGGUUUUUGUGUGAUAUGGGCCUUUUCCUCGGAACAGCCCCGUGAAGAAGCGUAACAAAGUGCGUUCCAUGGCUGCUGUUGGCGCGCGCUCGCUGUGCAUCGUUUGACGGGAAGCUCCCAUUUCCACUAGUCGCAGUGCCAAACGGGCGCUAGUGCAAUUCCGUUCGCAGUGCAGUGAAACGAAGGUGAAGCGGAAAUCGUAUGGAGGAACGUUUUGCUUUCCAACAAUUGUCCUAGCACGGCGCGCCAGCGAGGGCAGAAGGGCAGACCACCACGAUCCGGACCUGCGCGUUGGUGUGAGCGAGACAGCACAGGUGCUGAACGGCGGAAAAAACAGCCAUAGUACGCUCUGACUCCUGCAUAGAAGGCAAGCCGCGUAUUUCUGUCAUUUUCUAGCGCGUGAGCGUGUGUGUGAGUGUGUGUGUGUGUGUUUGGGUGCGCGUGUGAGUUUGUGUGUUUGUGCUGCGGGUGCAUAGCACUCUAUUGUUACGAGCAGGGGGAGCCGCAGCGCAGUGUAAUCGGGGCAUUUCAAGAAUCGCGGGAAGGGGAAGAAAAAGCACCGAACUUAUCGCAAUUCCUGCUGCAUGGUCAGUAUCCGCAAGCGAAGCGCCGAACCGACCACCUGCCGUGCGGGGUAGCGUGACACCCGGUGUAGCGAUAGUUUUUUCUGCUCCGACGACGGCGGCACACUUGCACGAAGCGCGAUGGAAAAGCAGGCCAGGAAGCACCCGGACGUUUCACCUGCUGGGGCGGGCUGCGUCCCAUCGUCGUCGGGCGGCGGCAGCACCAGCAGCAAAACCAAAAAGAACCAUCCCCUGAGGAAGAAGGAAAAGGAUACGGAGGUGAUGGGCCGACCGCCGCGGGCCGAGGCACUGACCACCGAUCACGAGGUGUUUAUGCAGGCCUUCGAAAAAUCCACACACAUUUAUCGAUUUCUUCGGACGCGAAACAUUUUAAAGCCAAUCUUUCUGCACCGCAAUCUGACCUACAUGCGUAAUCGCAUGUCUCGAUCUCACAAAUCCCGCCAGUCUUUCAAAAUCGACUCAAUGCUCGAGAAGAAGGUGGCCAAGCUGCGCUCGGAGAAGGCGAACGGUCUGACGAUGGCCGACGGCUACCUGACGCUGGUGUUUCUGGGCUUCUUCGACGAGAAGAAUCAAACGAUCCGCAACGGUGCGGCGGACAGCAACGGGAUCGUGGUGCCGCUGAAAAAUGCCUUCCCCGACGAGCCGCACGACGAGGCGGACAUCGGGGCGUCCGACUGCGGGCGCAAGUGUGUGCAGGUGGAGACGAAUCUGCUCAAGAUCGCGCACACCAAGCGCAAGGACGCGUCGGCCGCCACCCAGAUGCAGCUGACGAUCGGCAAGUCGCAGGUGCUGGUGAAUCCCAAGGAUGAGCAGCCAGCGGUGGAGGGGGGCGGCAGCGGUGGCACCCUCGGGCAGGAGGAGAAACCACCGAUCGUGAGCAUACCGACGGAUACGUUCAACACCAACGGCAUGGUGAAUCAGGUGGCCGCCACGCAGGUCUCGUUCGUACUGCGAUUUCGCGUGCAGUACACGGCACCGGCAGGGGCCGGCCCGGGCGAUACGAACGGGGGCGAGCACAAUAACUACCUCACCAACAGCGCUGGCACGGUGAGCGACGGCGAGGAACCGUCGGCCAAGCGGCAGAAGCUGCACGGCCACAGCAAGCUGUACAGCACCGAGCUGACCGUGUGCGACAAGUACGGCCGGUGUCUGCUGAAGCAGGCGGACUACGAGCUGACGGUGCGAGAAAUCAUCUCGCACCAGAAGACGGUCGCGGCCAAGUACGGUUCGCCGAUCAAGAACCGGUACUGGUCGUCGAUGCCGGAAGCGUACGACAUCAUGGACUUUCUGCCGUCGGACGACUGUGCCAAGGGCGACGUGCUGCCACCGACCAGCGAGGACUUUAUCGAUCGCUACGAGGAGAUGAUCCGGCCCAUUCUCAAGGUUCGGCUGCUGUGGACCAAAGAGCCGCCGCGCGGGUACGAGCCCGCCGGUGCGGCGGAGAUCAAGCUGGAGAACGGGUACAGCGAUAAGGAGAACCACAAACCACCGUCCCUGGAACCGUUCCGGAAGGGGCUGAACAUCAACAUCAACAACAACAGCAUUCUGACGCCGGCGGCCGCGGCGGCGGGCCAUCCCGAUGAGGUUGAACCGUCGGCGACGGCUCCGGGCGAUGAAGACACGCCAAUGGUCGACGAGAAGUCGAACCUGGCCGUCGUGGUCAGCAACGGGGGGGAGGUGGGUCCAAAGAAAGAGGAAGACGGCAAGCGGGUGAUCUAUCACUUCAUCCACAACAACUACUCCCGCCAGCGCACGGAGACCGGGGACGACUAUACGUGCCCGUGGUGCUCCUUGAACUGUGCCGUGCUGUACUCGCUGCUGAAGCAUCUGAAGCUGUGCCACGCGCGGCUCAACUUCAACUACGUGCCCAUCCCGGAGGGUGCCCGCAUCGACGUGACGAUCAACGAGCUGUACGACGGGUCGUACAAUGGGUCGCCGCACGAUCUGCUCGGCCCGACGACGGCCUACACGGUGCGCGAUCCGAUGCGUCGGACGGUGGUGACGAACCUGCUCGUCUGUCGCCCGCGGCGACCGAAACCGAGUCUGUCCGAGUUUAUCGACAACGACGAGAACGAGUUCGACAGCCAGCGGCCGUACAUUACCGGCCACAGCAGAAUGUACCAUCACACCAUGACGUGUCUGCCAGUGUACCCGAGGGAGCUCGACAUCGACUCGGAGGGCGAGAGCGAUCCGCUCUGGCUGCAGCAGAAAACGAUGCAGAUGAUCGACGAGUUCACCGACGUUAACGAGGGCGAGAAGGAGCUGAUGAAGCUGUGGAACCUGCACGUCAUGAAGUACGGCUACUCCGGCGACUGCCAGAUACCGAUCGCGCUGGAAAUGUUUAUCGAUCUCCGCGGCCGCGAGCUGAUGGCCCGCAACCUCUACCGCAACUUUGUGCUGCACAUGUGCUCGCUGUUUGACUUCGGGCUGGUGUCGGCCGACGUCAUGCAGCGCAUCAUCAGAAAGCUGCGGAAAAUACCAGCCAACGAUACCGAACUGCAGCAGACGCUGAAGACGGCGCGGACCGAACAGAUGGACUACUGGAACAACGUGACCGUGCACAAGCCGCAAACGAUCAAGACGGAACAUAGGAACGGCAGUGGAGAGCGUACGGCCGGCGCAGGCGCAAGCACGUCCAUCUCUGGCAGCUCGUCCUAUCAGCACCACAAGUCUGGGCACGGCGUUGGUGGCAGCGGCACGUCCACCACUGCCGACGGACAGCAGCGCAAGGUGAAGCCAACGAUAACGCCGGCAAAGAACACGGACCCGGGAGAGCAUUCCCGGCGUCGUCGAAGUGCCGGAAACGCGAACAAAAGCACCGGUGGCAGUGGGUCGCAUUCGUCCGCCGGUAAAGCGACCACCAGCAGCGGCUCGCCACAUUCCACUACCGCGGGGCUAAAGGCACCGUCGGGCUCGGGGAAAACGCCGUCAUCAUCCUCAUCCACUGCCAACGCUGCCGGGGGCAGAAAAUCAUCCUCCACCAAACUGUUUGCCUCUCCUACCGCCCUAUCCGCCUCCGGCACGAACAAACACCACAACCAUUCGACGGGCAGCAUAACCUAUUCCCCCAUAAUGACGCGCAGGAAAUCUCUUUCCCUAGGUUCGCAUCUGCUGCUCCGAAAGCGGUCCCUCAACUGAUGCUGGCUGUAACGGGCGCGCGGGCUGUGCCGUCCUACCGGUCCGACCACCGGCCACUGGCUGCAUACUACUACUACUGCUGGCGAUGCAUCGAGCCCGGACAGAGAGAGAUAGAGAGAGAGAGAGAGAGAGAAAGAGAGAAGAGAGCGAAGGGAAUCAUAUAUUUUAGCAAGGGAGGUGGUGAACACGCUCUAGGUAAAGGGCGCACAGUACGCAGCACUGUGUGGAUUGCACGAAAAUGAACAUACUUUCUGAUAGCAUAUUUUUAUACAAUACGUAUUAGCAAGUAAGUGUAAGCACACACACACACACGCAGCACACGCCGUAUCAAAGUGUUGUUACCCGCGCAAAGGUGUGUAGAGCUGAAAUGGGGCGAUCCUAAACGAUGUGCCGACAGUGAGUGGUUUCAUUAACCGCCCAGAACGAAGAAAACAAAAACAAACAAAACAAGUCAUGUUUCGAUGGCAACAGAUUACAGGAACGCGCAUGGUGGUAGACAAAUGAAACGACUAUUCUUAUUGGAAAGUUGCAAAACAACAAAAUCCGGUCAACAAAAUUGUAAAUCUGAUGUCGCUUGACACACCUACAAGUGUCGUUGUGUGCCGGAUAAUGGAGGAAAACAGUAUCACCAGCUGGAGCUAUAAUAACCGAUUGUGCUUUUAAAAGCGAAACAAAAUCAACGAUAGAGGAAGGCACACACAGUAAGAGAGAUGGAAAACUAUUGCAGGAAUGUUUCUCGGGAAAGUGUAGUGAAAAUAAUUAGUAGAGCAAUCUAGAAACAGCUACAGUUUACGUCCUAAAAGCGUAGGGAAGGGCGACACUGCCUCUAUGGUUGGGGUGUGGUAGGAUAAACAAUUGCAUAUACCUCGGAAGGGAUCGGGCGAACGUUGGUCGUGUGAAAUGUGGCUUUGGUUCUAUCCGUUUGGUUGUCGUCUCUUCUCCAUCAAGCCACAACAUUCAUUUUUAGCUCGUUGUCUAUCCAUAUAAUCAAGUAGACAUUGGAAAGCAUAAGAAUGGAGACGAUUACAAAGACGCAGCAGGCAAGGUCCUAGAAACGGGGAUUACGUGUUCACCCACCACAAACACACACAUACUGAUACACUGCCAUUUGUUCCCCCGCUUCUCGCAGGAUCGCGACGAUAUGUUGUUAUGAACUGAAAGAUCCAUAAUGUCGACGAUUGACUGAUGAUAUGGGUGUUAAUUACUAAUCGAAGGGCAAAAUAAUACGAGGGGAAACAAACUUUCGUGUUCGGAUUGUUUGAUUUUAUAAAAUUGUUUUUUUUUAAUUAGUUUGCGCGCAAUCUAUUUUCUAUUCCUUUCAUCUAACCAAUGUAACAAGUGUUAGAAAGAAAGGGGUUUUUUUGGAUAGCGCCUAGUUUGAAUUAUCGGAAGUAGCGAAGGUAGCUUUUUUUAACGUCACCGUCUUAAUGUUUUCUCGGCUCGAAAGCGGCGUUUUUGUUUUUUUUUUUAAUUGCUCAUAUCAUAUGCGUGGCACUCUCGUCUUCUCCUUCUGGCACCCAAUUUCCCCAGCACUGAGUUGCCUCCUCAAGACUCGUUUGGGCAGGACAGUGAGAGCGAGUGGGGGGUAAAAACUUUGAAUUAGCCAACCGUCCUGCCCUGCCAAUCACUACCCCCUGUUUUAGUGUCGAAUUUAUGUAAUGACGCAAUAAAAAUGAAUUUAAAUGGAAA